Molecule: messenger RNA, 677 nt
Organism: Arvicola amphibius (Eurasian water vole)
Lineage: Eukaryota; Metazoa; Chordata; Mammalia; Rodentia; Cricetidae
Gene: Ift25
Product: heat shock protein family B (small) member 11
Exons: 6
Coding region: 148-579 (143 amino acids)
Biological process (GO): intraciliary transport
Cellular component (GO): cilium; centrosome; intraciliary transport particle B
Source: RefSeq, a predicted model, not a curated record
GCCCGGCCCGCGGCCGCCACCUACCUGUGCCCCUGCCCGGGGCAGCGAGCGGCAGCACCUCACUGGCGGCUCCUUCCUCCACAGCGCGGCUGACCGUGAAGCAGGCGGCUCGGCACCUAGGCCACAAAGCCCGUUAAACACUUUGAGAUGAGGAAGGUUGAUCUCUGUUCGAGCACUGAAGGGACUGAAGUGAUUCUGGCUACCUCAAGUGAUGAGAAGCACCCACCUGAGAAUAUCAUCGAUGGGAAUCCAGAAACCUUUUGGACCACCACGGGUAUGUUUCCCCAGGAGUUCAUUAUCUGUUUUCACAAACACGUAAAGAUUGAAAAACUUGUGAUCCAAAGUUACUUAGUGCGAACCUUGAGGAUUGAAAAGACCACUUCUAAAGAGCCAUUCGACUUUGAGCUGUGGGUUGAAAAAGAUUUAGUACACACAGAGGGGCAGCUUCAAAACGAAGAAAUUAUGGCACGAGAUGGCUACGCCACUUUCUUGAGAUUCAUUAUUGUUUCAGCCUUCGACCAUUUUGCAUCUGUUCAUAGCAUUUCUGCAGAGGGACUAGCAGUCUCAAACAUUUCUUAGUAAUUACAACAAAAUGCUCUGAACUACUCUAAAAUAUAUUUAUAGAAACAAAAGUUAUCUUUGAUAUGUUUGCUAUUAAAGAGAUUUGUAUCACUCUG